Messenger RNA from Fusarium keratoplasticum, 1506 nucleotides. Its product is annotated as Amine oxidase. The transcript is spliced from 5 exons. Lineage: Eukaryota; Fungi; Ascomycota; Sordariomycetes; Hypocreales; Nectriaceae. Bases 1 to 1506 code for a protein of 501 amino acids. The record is from RefSeq and is a predicted model, not a curated record. Gene Ontology annotation, molecular function: oxidoreductase activity.
AUGACCCCCAAGACCAGAGACGGACACGUGUGGGAGCCUCAAACCGGCUUCAAGACUGGAAUCGAGAGCGAUGCUGUCAUCUCUCCUGCCCGUGCCCUGAACAAUGCCAACAAGGUCUACGAUGUCGUCGUUAUCGGCGCCGGAUAUGCGGGUCUUGCUGCAGCGCGCGACUUGAGCCUCCUGAACCACUCCGUUCUGCUUCUCGAAGCCAGAGAUCGCAUUGGUGGCCGAACCUACACGGCAAAGAAGGAUGGCUUCCUUUACGAGAUGGGCGGAACUUGGGUCACUCAUCACAUGGGAUAUCUGUUCCGAGAAAUGACCAGAUAUAACAUGGACCGAGACCUUAUCACCACUGGAAGCCCUGACAUGCACAAGGGGUACUAUACUAUCAAUGUCCCAGGAGCCGAACCACGAAAGCUCAGCCAUGAGGAAGCUGGUGCCAUGCAGGCCAAGGGCUGGGACAUGUUUGUCAACGUCGACGGCCAGUUCGGCCGCACUAUCUGCCCGCUCCCCCACGCCCAGCUCGAUAACCCCAUCGUGGACCGUGCUACCGUCGAGAAGUGGGAUCAGAUCUCAUGCCACGAUCGAUUUGAGGAUAUCAAGCACAAGCUUACGGCUGAGGAGCAGGGUCUUCUCGUCUCGCUCCUUCUCCACAUCUCCGGAGGACACAUGAAGGAUUCCAGUCUUUGGGACAUGGUCCGCUCACAUGCCCUCCUUAUGCAUAGUUCGGACAACUUCACCGACGUCUGGCUGAGAUACAAGCUCCGAGAUGGGCAAACCGCCCUGGCAAAGAACAUGUUCCAAGAAGCGGCCGACGCUGGCUUGGAGUAUGCCUUCUCUACUCAGGUAAAGUCCAUCGUCCAGGCAUCAUCUGGAGAUGGCCCAACCACCGUCUCAACCACGAACGGCGACAGGUUCCGUGCUCGCAAGAUCAUCAACACAAUUCCUUUGAAUGUUCUCAAGGAUAUUCAAUUCUCCCCUCCUCUCUCGCAACGUCGCCAAGAAGCUAUCAACAUUGGUCAUGUUAACCACAUGACAAAGGUCCAUGCCGACGUCAGCAACAAGGAACUUGAGAGAUGGAACGGAAUGCGUUUCCCUGGGCUUCUGAUGUACGGCUACGGUGACGGUGUUCUGCCGAAUGGAGACGUCCAUGUCGUCGCCUUUGGUGCGGAUGAGCGUGACACCUUUAUCCCAGAGAACGAUGCGACAAAGACAAUCGAUGCUCUGAACAAGAUUCACCCCAUGAAUGUCAAGCGACUAAUUCUGCACAACUGGAGCACCGACCCCUUUUCCAAAGGUGGUCCUGCUUGGUGGCGCCCUGGCUACAUGUCAAAGUAUCAGGAUGAACUCCAGAGUCGACACGGAAAUGUCUUUUUUGCCUCUGCUGACUGGGCCCAUGGAUGGCGAGCUGCAAUUGAUGGCGCCUUGGAGCAGGGCAGCUUGAAUGCUCAGACUGCCCACCGUGAGAUCACUGCUUCCAACAAGAAGGCUUCAAGCAGGCUGUAG